AUGCAGAUCCGACAGUCAGAAGGGAAGACGCCCUCCUUCCUUUGCACCCUUUGGGCGACAGAAGUCUCCGAUGCAUGCUGCAGGAAAUCAAGCCCCGCUGUUCGAUACCCAAUCUAUCCUCACGCUGCCCUUACAGUCGCCCCUCUUACCCACGCCAGACAGGAUGACAUGAGAUCGAAGGUACCAUUUUAUGCAGUAGCUUUCUCCCAUCCGAUUUCGUCUCUCGCGCACAGACCAUUUAUGCUACACACUUACACACCUCAGGCUCCGUGUCCAGGCAUUGAUGUUCUCGCACUCCGACCAUUAGUCCAAGCCUGUCAAAUUGGUCUACAACCGGAUCAACCCGACGACACGUUGCCACAAUCCUCCAACAAUGAAUUGCCUCGACCGACAACCGCGGAAAGUCCCGAAGCUUGGCUCUCCGAGGUCGCCGUCUCCCUGACAGCUUCGCCUUCAACAUUUUAG
Protopolystoma xenopodis is the source of this 465-nucleotide messenger RNA. NCBI's taxonomy places the organism in Eukaryota, Metazoa, Platyhelminthes, Monogenea, Polystomatidea, Polystomatidae. The record is from the annotation of a GenBank genome assembly.